CACUCCCAGCAGCCUUUGCAGUUGCUCUCGUCUAUCCGAUUGGUGGAAUUUGAAAAUUAGUACGCGCGACAGUUUGGGAGAUGGGACCACACAAAUAAAUCACAGCAACGAAGUUAAAAGCAAUAUAAUACACACUUUAUCCUUUGACAGCCAUAGUAAUAUGAUGGAGUCAGGGCUAAAGGAUGAUACAGCCAGACCAGAGAUGAUAGUUGUGGAAGAUUUAAGAAGAAAUCUGUCAUCGGAAUUCAGCGAGUGUUCAGAUUGCCAGGACCCCUCUGACCUGGAGAAGGAACACUUGAAGGUGUAUCUUAGGAUAAGACCAUUUUCAGCAGCUGAGAUUGAGAAUGGAGAAUCACAGGACUGUGUGGCUAUUCAUCCUCCAGCGACGGUGCUCCUCAAAGCUCCACAAUCAUCUCUUUCUGUCAGGCUCAGCGAUAAGUCAAUGCCAGUUACAGCUCAACGUUUCCAGUUCUCUCAGGUUUAUGGUCCAGACACUACACAGAAGGAGAUGUUUGAUGGCACAGUGAAGGGUCUUGUGAAGGAUGUGCUAGAGGGACAGAAUUCUCUGGUCUUUACAUACGGUGUCACCAAUUCUGGGAAGACCUUCACUUUUUUAGGUCCAGAUACUGAUCCAGGCAUCUUACCUCGUUCCCUUAAUAUGAUCUUCAGUAGUCUGGAAGGUCGCAUCUUCAACCAGAUGUGCUUAAAACCCCAGAGGUGCCGGGAUUUCAUAAGGCUCACCAAAGAGCAGCAAAAUGAGGAGGCAGCUGGCAAAAGCAACCUGCUCAAGCUUUUUAAAGAGACUGAUGCACAGAAGAGUACGUCUUGCCAUAGCUCGAAGUCUGAUCUUGAAGAUGGUUCCACUUUAUGUGAUAUAAGCUCUUCAGUGAAUGAAAGGAGUUUGGCUGUGGAUACGGACUUACACACAAUGUUUUCAAUUUGGGUCUCAUUCUGCGAGAUCUACAAUGAGAACAUCCAUGACUUGCUAGAACAGCAUUCAAACUAUGCUUCACGGAGAACCAACCUCCGUCUUUGUCAGGAUGUCAAAGGGAACUCAUUCAUCAAAGAUCUGAGAUGGGUGCAGGUGAGCAAUGUUGAUGAAGCCUUGAAAGUGAUGAAACUGGGCAAAAAGAACCAGAGCAUCUCUAGCACCAAACUCAACAUUCUCUCCAGCAGGAGCCACAGUAUUUUCUCUGUCCGGAUCCUGAAGGUUGAAGAUGUGGGAAUACCCAGAGUCGAGUCAGUCAGCGAGCUGGCACUGUGUGAUCUGGCCGGGUCGGAGCGAUGUGCUAAAACACAAAAUAAAGGUGAACGCCUGAAAGAGGCCGGAAACAUCAACACCUCUCUACUCAGCCUGGGAAAAUGCAUCAAUGCACUCAGAAAUAACCAGCAGGCAAGACAGCACGUUCCAUUCAGAGAGAGUAAACUCACUCACUAUCUGCAGGGAUACUUUACCGGCCGGGGGAAAGCCUGUAUGAUUGUAAACAUUAACCAGUGUGCCUCCAUGCAUGAUGAGACAGUCAAUGUCCUCAAGUUCUCUGCCAUAGCUCAAAAGGUAGUGGUCCUCACCACUAAGAGUGUUCCAGUGGUUGUGAAAAGGAGUGCCAGAGAGGUAUCCUUCAUCAUCAACAACGCUGAUCGCCAGCAAAUGCGGCGCAGCUCACUGGUACGGUGGGACCCCAGCCUCGAGGAUGUCCAGGAAGAUUCUGACACUGAGGAGGAUGAAGAGGAAAGUGAAAUGGAGGACACCAUUUUGGAUGCUGAAGAAGAGGGGAAAGAAACUGUGCUGCUUGAUAAGGAGGUUUAUGAGGCCCAACUGCAGUUUAUAGAGGAUAUUCAGCAGCAGUUAAGCAAGAAGAAAGCUGAACACUUAGCUCUCGAGGCACGUGUUCGAGAUGAAGUUACUAAAGAAUUCUCUGAGCUGAUUACCCAGAUGCAGGAAGAUUACAGUGAGCGCAUAUCCAGAGAGAGGGAACUGAUUGAGGAACGGUGUGAACGGAGACUGGAGAUUCUUAAAAACCUGGUGGGGAAAACAGCUGUGAAGGACGACACCAUGGAUUCAGCUGCGACCAAAUUAGAGGAAGAGAACCAUGUCUCUCUAGACAGCAUGCUUGACUCUAUGACCAGUGACCUGGCUGGAAUCAGACAGGAUGCCCAGGCUGCCCAAUCCUGCUUGGUGACCUCCAACUCUAGAGUCUCUGUGACACUGCUUGACCUUGAAAAAAAGGUCACGGCACUUUCAGAACUGCUCAGUGAAACUCAGAAUCAGCUGUCACUCAAAACACAGGAGCUGGAAACCCAGAGCAGACUGUCAGAUGAACUGGAGGAGUUAAAGAAGGCUCUGGAGAGCCACAGGCAAAGGGAAUGGGAUCUAAGUGAAAUUUGCAGACAAAAGGAUGAGAUGGUUACCAAACUCCAGACAGCUCUUGACCAACAUGUAGAAAACACUGCUCAGGAUAAAACUCAAAUUGACUCCAUCAAAAAGCAGAUCGUCCAGCUUAAAUACAAUUGUACCUGCUCAGAGCAGCGGCCCGACACACAGAUUGAAACCAGAAAGAGGCGUCAGGAAUGGGAGGGGCUUGAUGAACAGCCCCCACUCAAGAAAGGUCCCCUGGAGGACUCAAAAGUACAAGACGAUGUUUCAAAUAAUGGGUGUCAAGACUCCGCCCUUCUUGAGGUCAAAGGUCAGCUGAAGUGUUGCCUUGUUGAAUCCAAACAAAAAGACAAGCAGAUCACAGAUAUGGAACGGGAAUGCCACACAUUAGAUGUUUGCAUCCAGGAUCUGAAAUCUAAACUGGAAGAAAGAGUUUCACAGGAGCAUAUUCUGCAAGGAAAGGUUUAUCAGACAUCCUUGGAAACCAAACCAAUGGCAACAGCAGUGGAUUGCAGCAGUUUGAAAUUAGAAGGUGUGUCCAGUUAUAGCAACACUACAGAACAUUUAAAAGGUGCAUAUCAAGAACUGGCUGCUGUGAAAUCACAAAUGGCUAAGCAAGAUCCCGGACUGGGAGAAAGGAGCAAACACAUCUUGACUCUUGAACAGGAAAUUUCAUUACUGAAACAGGAAGCACAAACCUCCAGAAACACAUUAGCUGACUAUGAUGACCUAAGAAAAGUCAACUCUGUCCUGCAGGUUGAGGUCACAACCCUUCAUGGGGUCAAAGCUGAACUAGAGGAGAAAGUCAGAUGCCUUCAGAAAGAGAAAGAAGUCAAAAAUACAGCACAUCUGUCCAGAGAGAAGGGGUUUAAAGAUGGGGAGGUGGGGCCGAUGAACCCUAACACUCAUGGAUCUAAAAACAAGGAGACCCAUAGCAAAAUAAACAUCACAGUGUCUGAAAAGGAGGCUGAACUGGCACAGAGGGAGAAAGCCUUAGCAUCAAAGGAGGCUCAGCUCUUAGUGCUGCAGAAGAGGCUGGAGGAGGAGGAGGAGACGCAAGCGGUGCAGGAGGCACACAGGAGGGAGGUGGAGAGGAGGAGAGAGCUGCUGGCUGUGGCAGAGGAGGCCAUUGCUCAGAAAGAUGCAGAGCUACAGAGGUCAAAACACAUUCUCAGGUUAAAGGAGGAGAUUAAAACUAGCGAGUGUAAAUUGAACAGUAUGGCUGUCGAUCUGCGCAGAAGGGAAGAUGAUUCAUCUGAUCUUCGGGAAAAACUAUGUGACUCAAAGAAACAGAUUCAGCAGGUCCAGAAAGAGAUCUCCUCCAUGCGGGAUGCUGAGAAAUCUCUACAAAUGAAGCUCAGUGACCUAGAAAAGACUAAAGCACAUCUCCAGAAUAAGAUCACCAACAGGGACCUCACCAUCAACCAGCUAAAAGCUAAACGAUCUUCUGAAUCUAAGUCAGAUGAGAAUCUGCUGCUCUAUCAGAAAGCAUGUAAAGAUUUGCAGGAGCGUGAGCUUGUUAUUGAAGACAUGCGUUUGGCUCUGACAGAACAGGAGGAAACCCAGACAGAGCUGGACCUGGAGCUGGACAACAGAGAGACUCAGAUAAAUAAGCUCACUCAGGACCUUAUGAGGUUGAGAGAAAUGCUACCUAAACAGAAGAACAGGAGAGAUUCCAGAUCAUUCUCUGAUGAUGUUUUACAGGCCAGACAACAGACUGCUCAGACCCAGGAGAGCUUAAAGCUGGCUAGUGAGAAGCACCAAGCAGAGCGCAAGAAGUGGAUGGAGGAGAAGUUGGUUCUGAUUGGUCAGGCUAAAAAGGCUGAGGAGAGAAGGAAUCAGGACAUGAGGCGAUUCGCUGAUGAUCGAGAACGGCAUGCUCGCCAACAGGCUGAAAAGGAGUCUCUUGCCACACGUCUUGCUGCUUGUGAGGAAGAGAUGGAAAUCUGGAGAAAAGAUAGAGACACACUCGUCUCUAACCUUGAGGUUCAGCUGAAGAAGUUCAUAAUGUCCAAUGCAGAGAAAGACCAACAGAUCAAGAUCCUACAGUCCAGAAGCACCCCCCAAACACCAGAGUCUCAGGAGGUCACUGAGGACAGCAGGACUGAGGCACUGCAGGCAGAGCUGGUUGCAAAGGAAGCAGAGAUCCAGAAACUAAAGGAACAGCUCUGUGUCAGUGUCAUAGACAGCAGCCUUCACAGAAACACAUCUACCCAGACGAUGGAAGCAGAAUUAUCUGAUAUGAACACCAGUACACUUAAACACACAAGCAGAACCAGAGGAUCUGUCACCAGUCAGAGUUCGUCUUGUAGCUGUCCGCUGGUGCUCGAAUCAUCAGAGAUCUGCACGGAAACAGGCAAACGUUCCAGGUUUCCCAAGCCCGAGUUGGAAAUUUCCUUCAGCCCUCUGCAGCCAGAUCGUUUCGCUCUUAAGCGUCAAGGAGAAGACUCUGCCAUUACUGUUAAAAUCUCCCGACCCAUGCGCAAGAGGAAGAGCGGAGAGAAGAGGAAAGGAGGCAGAAGCAGUGUGGUGAAAAAGAAAACGUUCUCUGAACCCAGUCCUCAGCCCUCUAAUGCUCAUGAGUCAAACCAAAAAGGGAGAAAAGACAAAACGAAGCAGAAGAUUGGAGACUUUCUUCAGGGCUCUCCUACCUUUCUUGGAAGCAAAGCAAAGAGGAUCAUGGGAUUGAUGAGCGCAAAGUCCCCUGAUGGUGGAGCGACGUCUUUAAAACUCAAAUCCAAAUGUGACAGACGAAAACACGACAGACCAGAUAUCUCCUCCCCAAUAGACAUACAAGCCCAUCAGAUCAUUGGCCAGAAUCCAGAAGAGAAAGACAGUGAAAACCUUAUCAAGAAACGUCUUCGUACUAGGACCAUGAAAUAAGCUGGAAGAAUUAAUCUUUGUAUUUUAAAUCAAACCAGUUUUUAAAAUCUCUUUUUAUUUUUUUUUUUAUUUGAUGCACUUUGAAAUAUCUAUAAAUUGCCUUUUUACUUUUUAUCAAAUAUGACACAUAAUAUAAUAUCCUGGAAAUUAAAUAACACUACCGCUGCUUUUAAUGGCAAGUUGAGACGAUUGAUAGUUUCUUAAGCUCAUGUUUGGAAGAAUUAACAAAUUUUAGCUGCUUGAGUUAGAAUGGAAGUUCAGAAAUCACUACUGCAUAUUUUUGACACAAGGUUUCCUAUUGCUUUAUACUUUAACCACGGUUAUUUGUUUACAUUGUGCUUAUGCUGUCCUGCAUAUAAAUUCAAAACUGUUGUUUCCCCUAACCACUUUCUACUUUUCAAGAUAUAAAAGUGCACACACAUAAAAUAUAGCACAAAUUAAAAGUUCAA
Molecule: messenger RNA, 5706 nt
Organism: Carassius carassius (crucian carp)
Lineage: Eukaryota; Metazoa; Chordata; Actinopteri; Cypriniformes; Cyprinidae
Product: kinesin-like protein KIF20B
Exons: 34
Coding region: 161-5257 (1698 amino acids)
Biological process (GO): mitotic spindle assembly; microtubule-based movement
Cellular component (GO): nucleus; spindle microtubule
Molecular function (GO): plus-end-directed microtubule motor activity; ATP binding; microtubule binding
Source: RefSeq, a predicted model, not a curated record